Molecule: messenger RNA, 813 nt
Organism: Paramecium pentaurelia
Lineage: Eukaryota; Ciliophora; Oligohymenophorea; Peniculida; Parameciidae
Source: the annotation of a GenBank genome assembly
AUGUUUAUAAAUCUUUUUUUUGAAAUGUUUUAAAAAAAUUCCUCAAAAGUUAUUUUUCAGUUUUCAAGUAAUAAAGUUAAUUUGAAAAUUUCAGAUAAGAGAAAAAUUUUAGAAGCAGAAAUGAAAUCGAAAGUAUAAACUCUUAAAUUUCAAACUAAGAAAUUGUUCCAAACUUUGAUUUCCAAUUUGAAUGCAAAUGAUAUUAAAUUAGAAACCAUUGAAUUUUUGGGAUCAUUACUUCAUGAUUAUGAAUUUCCUAUUUCCAACUUUUUGUAUCUUUUUGAAAUAAAUAGUCAACUUUUCUCAUUUUGGUUAAUUAGUUAAUAUGACUGAUAUUAAAGCAGAAAGUUUAUUGAUAUCAUUAAUUUUAAUAAGAGUUUUUAUUCUCAGAAUUAUAUUAAAGCCUUGGGCUGAAUUUCCAGAUAGAGCUAAAAAAAGAGCUAUUUGAAUAAAAUUGUUUUAUAGUAGGAAGUUUAAUGUAUUAGAUAAUUAUGGAUCUUCUAAAAUCUUAAUGGUUUUCAAAACUUGGUAAUUAAUCUAAUUUACUCUCUAAAUAUCAAACCUAUCCUCGACCUUUAGGACCAUUAUUAUCUGAUAAUUACUAGUAGCCUAAAGAUGUAGCAGAAGUGAGAUAAAUUAUUCAUUCACAUGAUAUUAUAUUACAAACAUACCUUUUGAAUCUAUUACUUCUCAUUUUAAACAGAUAGACUUCUUCAGUGUAAUUUUAUAUUUAUAAUAUUUAGAAUGAUAAUAAUGUUUCAUUAUCUUUUUUUGUUUAAAGCAAGAUUUGGAUUAAUCUAAAUAAAAAAAUGA